AUGCCCAAUCAAACAUGCAUUAAAGACACAGUUUGGACUUGUUGCUGUUUUUCUUUGCCUAAUCUGACCCCCUUCUCUUGUUCGUCUCUCCCGACAGAUGAUGCCACCCGCGUCAUUCUGAAAAGCACAGAUGAUUACAUCAAUGCAAAUUACAUCAAUAUGGAGAUUCCUGCGUCCAGCCUGAUAAACCGCUACAUCGCGUGCCAGGGCCCGCUGCCCAACACCUGCCCCGACUUCUGGCAGAUGACGUGGGAGCAGGGCUCAUCCAUGGUGGUCAUGCUGACCACCCAGGUCGAGAGAGGGCGGGUGAAGUGUCACCAGUACUGGCCCAACCCUGACAACAGCGCCACAUACGGAGACUUUAAAAUCACGUGCCACAAUGAAGAGGGCAACUCUGCCUUCCUGGUCCGGGAGAUGACCCUCACACACACACCGAGCGAGCAAAAGAGGGAAAUCACUCAGAUUCAGUACGUGGCUUGGCCCGACCACGGCGUUCCCGACGACUCCACUGAUUUCCUGGACUUUGUGGCUCUCGUACGGACCAAACGGGCUGGACAGGACCAGCCAAUGGUGGUGCACUGCAGCGCUGGGAUUGGUCGGACGGGCGUUCUGAUCACCAUGGAGACGGCGCUGUGUCUGAUGGAGUGCGGUCAGCCGGUGUAUCCUCUAGAAAUUGUCAAGACCAUGAGAGAUCAGCGGGCCAUGAUGAUACAGACGCCUAGCCAGUACCGCUUCGUGUGCGAGGCCAUCCUCAAGGUCUACGAGGAAGACCUGUUCAAGCCGCUGAAGACGGCCCUCUACCAGCAGAGAGAGAAGGCGGCCGACGAGAAGGAGGAGGAGCGCAAAGAGCAGCAGAAAGCGGGAGAGGAGCGAGACGAGGCGGCGACGGCAGAGAAAGGGGAGGCGGCCAAGGUGGAGAUGCUGGAAGAAGAGCUGGACGGAGAGGAUGACGACGAAGUCGAGGUGCUGGAUGUGGGAGAAGUGACAGAAGAGGGGGAGGAAGAAGAGGAGGAGGAGGAAGUGGAGGAGCCGAGCGUCGCCAGUGCCACCAGCGCGACGAGCGAGACCAGCGCGAACCCCGAUCCCGCUAACCCGUGACGUGGGUGGGCGGGGCUCACCGGGAGGAGGCCGGACGAGAGAACAAAAGCACUGUUGCACUUUAAGCUGACAAAAAAUGAAACGAACAGACAAACUGACAUGAAAACCUUUGGACGUGAUGAGUUAAAAAACCCAGCUGUGUCGAACAGGUACCUUUAGGGGGAGUUGAUGUUCAGGGUAACGAAAAGAAGAAUCAAAGAAUGAACGAGAUGAUAAAACGUGGAUGGGGAGUUGCUGUAGUGCCAUAAGUACGAAGGGGAAGGGCGGCCACUGUGGAUGGAAAGCCUCCCCUCUCUCUCUUAUUAUUUUAGUUUUUUUAAGUCCCAAAGGGUUGCCCUGUCCCCUUCGGAGUGAGUCUGCCAGACGGACCUGCCUUUUUUUUUUUUUAGUGUCCUUUUAGCAGAUAAAGAGAAAAACCUUAUCUUUUGUUCCUCAGAGUAUUUAUUGUGUUUUAGUUUGUGUCAAACCCUGUCCACUGAACAAAAAAACGCUGUAUGUUUUGUUUGUACAAGUCUAGAGCUUCAUGCUUUCCUGAUUAAAUCUUAGGUAGUAAA
Haplochromis burtoni (Burton's mouthbrooder) is the source of this 1652-nucleotide messenger RNA. Its product is annotated as tyrosine-protein phosphatase non-receptor type 4-like. Gene Ontology annotation, biological process: protein dephosphorylation. The record is from RefSeq and is a predicted model, not a curated record. Gene Ontology annotation, molecular function: protein tyrosine phosphatase activity. The transcript has 7 exons. Gene Ontology annotation, cellular component: cytoplasm; cytoplasmic side of plasma membrane. Bases 1 to 1098 code for a protein of 365 amino acids. NCBI's taxonomy places the organism in Eukaryota, Metazoa, Chordata, Actinopteri, Cichliformes, Cichlidae.